Manis javanica (Malayan pangolin) is the source of this 4752-nucleotide messenger RNA. It is a transcript of the gene HAPLN2, whose product is annotated as hyaluronan and proteoglycan link protein 2. Gene Ontology annotation, molecular function: hyaluronic acid binding. The record is from RefSeq and is a predicted model, not a curated record. Lineage: Eukaryota; Metazoa; Chordata; Mammalia; Pholidota; Manidae. Gene Ontology annotation, biological process: positive regulation of neuroblast proliferation; central nervous system development; glial cell differentiation. Gene Ontology annotation, cellular component: perineuronal net; synapse.
GACAAGACAGACAGACAGACAGACUGGGAGGCUGGACAGAAGGGUCUGGUUUCUUGAGGCAGCUGGAGGUCCUGGAAGUCUGAGUCCCACCUUGAGAGCUCUCUGCACAGGCAAUGUGCACCCAGGCUCCAGCGGGCAGAGAGCAUCUGGAAGAGACGAGGCACCCCACUGUCCACAUUCUUCCAGGCCCAGAAGGAGUGACUGCACCCAGGGCCUCUUCCUCAAGCAGGACAGAAAGCUGCCAAUCACUGCUCCCUCCACUCCUGUGAGGACACCGACUUCUAACCAGACCUUGCUGGGCUGCCUCCCCAUCAUGCCAGGCAGGCUCAGCCUCCCCGCACUCUGCUUCUUCCUUCUCCCUUGGGCCUUCACCAUCUGGCACAGAGCCCUGGGGGACCCAGCACCCCACCCUGGCCCCCACUACCUCCUGCCCCCCAUCCACGAAGUCAUUCACUCUCGUCGUGGGGCCACGGCCACGCUGCCCUGCGUCCUGGGUGCCCCGCCUCCCAGUUAUAAGGUGCGCUGGAGCAAAGUGGAGCCUGGGGAGCUCCAGGAAACGCCGGUCCUCAUCACCAAUGGACUGCAAGCCAGGGGCUACGGGCCCCUGGGGGGGCGUGCCAGGAUGCGGAGGGGGCAUCGGCUAGACGCCUCCCUGGUCAUCGCCAGCGUGCACCUGGAGGACGAGGGCAGGUACCGCUGUGAGCUCAUCAACGGCAUCGAGGAUGAGAGCGUGGCGCUGACUCUGCGCCUGGAGGGUGUGGUGUUUCCGUACCAGCCCAGCCGGGGCCGGUACCAGUUCAAUUACUACGAGGCGAAGCAGGCGUGCGAAGAGCAGGACGGACGCCUGGCCACCUACGCCCAGCUGUACCAGGCGUGGACGGAGGGUUUGGACUGGUGUAACGCGGGAUGGCUGCUCGAGGGCUCCGUGCGCUACCCUGUGCUCACGGCGCGCGCUCCGUGCGGAGGCCGAGGUCGGCCAGGGAUCCGCAGCUACGGGCCCCGCGACCAGAAGCGCGACCGCUACGACGCCUUCUGCUUCACCUCCGCUCUGGCGGGCCACGUGUUCUUCGUGCCCGGGCGGCUGACGCUGUCUGAAGCCCACGCGGCGUGCCGGCGGCGUGGGGCCCUGGUGGCCAAGGUCGGGCACCUCUACGCCGCCUGGAAGUUCUCGGGGCUGGACCAGUGCGACGGCGGCUGGCUGGCUGACGGCAGCGUGCGCUUCCCCAUCACCACGCCGCGGCCGCGCUGCGGGGGCCUCCCUGAUCCCGGAGUGCGCAGCUUUGGCUUCCCCAGACCCCAGCAGGCGGCCUACGGGACCUACUGCUACUCCGAAUAGCGGCCCACUGCACCCCCUCGGCGUGCGCGACAAAGCCUGCGAGUCCGGCAAUAAAAUAACUUGAGGACUCUGUGUUGGGCGAAGCUGUAAGCGCGGCGAGGCAUGGCGGGUGAGACGGAUGACCUUGGACUCAGCGUGCUGACUGUGCCCCAAGAAGACAAAGUAAGAGGAGGAGCUGUUGCCGCUGGGGAGUGGGAAUUGCGAGGAGAGGGCAACAAAAGGUCGAGGGAGACUUGGAAGCACCAUCGUCAGCCUGGCGGCGGAGUGACGCCAGAGAACUCAGGAUGGUGUUACGCCAGGCGCCACGAGGGGGCGCCACACACCAAAGCUUAGUUCAAAUCUGCCAGGAGAAAAGCCCCAGGUCUACCCAUGGCACCACAGAACAAACAUUAGAUGGACCUAAACAUACCUCAAAAUGUGUUUGUAUCCUGCCAGUCCCCCAGAAGGACUUGCAGGACUGCUUAAAGACAGGAAAGUCAUACGGGGAAGUAACUCUGCAGGCACCAAUGCCAAAGAGGUCCCUGCUAGGUUGCUAGUUCAGGGUGAUUGUGCAUAGGGUUUAGCAUUCACCACCAUUAUGGCCGCCAAGGCAAAAGGGCGACCCGAACCAUGAACAUUCUUAACAUCUAGCUAAAGGAAACGUACCAGGACCUCAAGACACAAACUCAAAUGUCAACUCGUUUUUCUUUAAUAUAUAAAUAUUUUUGGAUUUUAUUUAAGCGGUCUAACUACAACACAAAAAGCCUGCGCUAGAGAAUAAGAGUGACUGGAGCAAAGGAUGUGAACUUCCUAACAGUGCUCAAUGCGUAUUGUAAAACUGCUUUCUAAGAGGGUUCUUGCAAUAAUUUUUUAAAAGACUUCUUACGGGACUUUAUAUACAAGGAAUGAUCAAACGAACAGCAUACCAGUAACCCUCGUGCGGCAAAUGCAGUAUUUGUGCCAAUUCCUAAGCUUUGGUUUUCUCUUCCUGGUCGCUGGAUAGUAAUAUUUGCCUCCUAAGUUUCUUGUGAGCAAUUAACAGGCAAUGCAUGUACUAAGUAGUACAUGUCUGAAACACAUAAGGGCCACUCAGAAAGUGGUACCUAUAAUAAUAAGUGAUUAUUAUUACUAUUAUAACAGAACUACAAUAAUAAUUAUUAUCCAGAUUCUUACCAGGUAGAAUAGGAUUGGUUGCUGUAUCACACUCUAUUAGGAUAAGUUAACUAUGCUGUGAUAACAAACAACUCCCAAAUCUCAGUGGCUUAAAACAACAAAGGUUUGUAUCUCACGCAGGCUACAUGUGCAUCCUGGUCAAAAGGAGACUCUUCUCAUUUUAGUUAUUCAGGAACCCAGGCUGACAGAGUGGCCUCCAUAGCAAAUGCUGUCAAUCAUCAUGCUAGAAGGAAAAAAAAAAGAGCCCUGGAGCUCAGACGGUCACAGAGGGUCACUACAGCCUGGAGGGACACCUGUCCUUGUCUCAUCUGUUCACAACUCAUUCUCUUCUGUGAACUGAUAACAUGGCCCCACUCAGUCACAAGGAGGUAGGAAAGAGACAUCUUAUCUUGGCCUAGAAGUGGAACUGGAAAUAUUUGAUUAACAGCACUAAUAUCUACCAUAAGCACAAAAGAAGACAGUCUAGAAUCUGGGGCCUAUUGGUAGUCACCCAUUCUCCCACUGCAUGCUCUUCCAGGUUUUCUAAGUUCUCGCCUAUUUUGAAGUCAGAGCCCCAGAAGGCCAAGACUGUGGGCCUAGAAGCUCAGCAGCUUCAGCCUUUGUCAAAAGACCAUAUGAGAAGUGGUCACAGGAGUUGUUUUCCAUUUGUUCUGGAAAGUUCUGGUUCCUCAACUAUAGUAUUGCCUGACAACUAAUUCUUACAACUACUCUCCAUACUGCUGUAACAAUUUUUUUAAUGGAGAAUUUCAAACAUACACACAAAUAGAAUAGUAUCACGAAUCCCCCAUCAUCCAGUUUGACCGUUUCACAAUUCUGCCCUUCUUGUUUCAUGAAUUCCUGCUUGUGUUUUCUUUUGCUGGGGGUAUUUUAAAGCAAAUCCCAGACAGUCUAUCAUUUCACUCGUAAAUACUCAGUACUAUUUCUAACACACAGUGACUUAAAAAUAACCACAAUUCCAUGAUCAUACUCUGCUGACUAAAUUAAUGUCAUCUAAUAUUUAGUUCAUGAUCAAUUUCUCCUGCAUAUCUAAAAAUAUAUAAUAUUAUAGUUGAUUUGUUCAAACCAGGACUCAGCUAAGGUCUACUCACUGCAUUUAAUUAAUUUUUUGGAGUUACUUUUUAAAGCAUCUUUUAAGCUGUGCUUCAUCCUUCUUCCUCUUAUCUAUGCCAUUUUGUUUGUUUGUUGAAGAAACUGGGUCAUUCUCCUGUCAAGCUUCCCAUAUUCUGGAUUUGGUUGAGUGCAUCCUUGCAGUGUCAUUUAACAUGUUCCGCUGUCCCCUGUAAAUUACAUUUAUAUUUUUAUUUAAUUUGAUUUAAUGUUCAGUUUGAUUAAAUGGCCAUUCACUUUUUCCAGGAAUAUUUUAUGAGUGAUACCAUAUACUCUUUUUAUCACAUCAGGAGGUAUGUGGUGUCUGGCUGUUGUAUUAAAAUAGUGAUGCUAAGGUUGAGCAGUAAAUUCACAUAGUGUCAGUCUGAUCCAUUCAAAGCUCAUUUCAUUAGUUUCAUAUUAGCUGCUGUAACAAAUCACCACAAACUUGAUGGCUUGAGACAACAGAAGUUUAUUCUUUUACAUUCUGGAGGCCAAAAGCCCAAACUCAAAAUGCUGGCAUUUCCUCUGGUGACUCUGAGAAUCCUUUCCUGCCCCUUCUAUCUAGUGGUAGCCAGUGGCAUCCCUUGGCUUUCUGUCUUCAAUCUCUGUCUCUGUGGUCACAUUGCCUCUUCCUCUUCACGUGCCUGUGUCUUCUCUACUGUCUCUCAUAAGGACACUUGUCACUGGAUUUAUCCCACCUGGCUAAUCCAGGAUAAUCUCAUCUCAAAACCAUUAACUGUGUUUAAGGAAUGAAUUCAUGUAAUAAAUUGUAUCUGCAAAGACCAUUUAUCCAGACAAGUUAACAUUCACAGGUUUCAGGGACUAGGAUAAGGACAUAACUUUUUGUGCCUACAAGUCAACCCACUACACCCAUCAGUUUUUUACCUACUGGCUGCUGACAGUCAUUGUCUAGAUCCAGUAUUACAUUAGGAGUGCAAAAUGGAGAUGUUCUAAUUUCAUCAUUGCUCUUUCAUUUACUAGCUGGGAAUCAUCUAUAAAGAAAAAUUUCCCUCAAUUAUUUUAUUACUCUAACAUAUAAUCCACUUGGGAAAGGUAGGCUUAAUGCCUGAUUCUCUUCCAUUUGUCUUAGAUAGAUGCAACGGACUAAAUGUUUGCAUCCCCCCGACCCCCCCAGCCUCCCACCCCACCUCAAAUUCAUAUGUUAAAAGUCUACU